Cherax quadricarinatus is the source of this 1429-nucleotide messenger RNA. RefSeq names its product rhodanese domain-containing protein CG4456. Lineage: Eukaryota; Metazoa; Arthropoda; Malacostraca; Decapoda; Parastacidae. The record is from RefSeq and is a predicted model, not a curated record.
ACACAACUUCUGAACCAACCUUCAAGGACUUCUGCGCCAGCCUUCGUCGGGUGUGGACGGCUCUCUCUCGCCUGAGUAUCGGUGACAAAUUUUCCCCGUUCUCUCUGGGACGCUUGUCCUCAUCUAUUUUGGCCGCCGGGCGCUCGACAGGAGGGGCACCUGUUCAUCGGCUUUUAGCUAGCUCCAUUUUUUUUCCUCUCUGCGGAAAAUUCUUUAAAGGUCUUUGGUGGGAAGUCGGUUACUGAGCCAGGUGGGAGUGUAGGCGUCCCUCUCUGCUGGGGCUUGGCAAGGGGGUCCACCGGAUCUAAUUGGAAACUUCAAGUUUCUAUCUCUAUUUACAAAGGAUCUUUUGUUCCUUUUCUUUCAUCGCCCAGCCUUGGGCAACAAAUUUUCCUGGUACCAUCGAGAAACCGUACUCGAUACGGCUUAUGCUGUCAGUGGCCCUGAUAAACCCAACAAAGAAGAAGAAAGACGCCAGCCGUCCAGUGUGAAUGUCUCGCUCUCGCCUGAGCAUAGUAAGUUUAUUCAGUAUUUUAACCUGGCAAAGACGAGAGAAGCAUUAGGAUGCUGAUUUCUGCAAGCAGUUGCAGCAACAAUAGACAUCACUGAACCAUCACAAUUAAUCAUUCCACAUCACUGCUAGUGCAGUCAUUGGGAGGAAAAGAAACCAAACUGCAAGUGAAAUGAAUUGGCUUGUUCAGGUACCACGUGCAAUCCUCAAGCCAGGUUGCCAUUUCUAUGCUCCCUCUCUCAUCCAAGCAUCUCGGUACUUCACUACCAAUGUCACACUCCCACCAGAUAUCGACUUUCAAGAACUGAAACAAAAAGUAGAGGACAAUAAGUUGCUCCUGAUUGACGUUCGUACUCCUGAUGAGCUAAUCUUAAAUGGAAGAAUUCCUAAAUCCAAGAAUUUAGUGUUGCAAAUGUUAGGCGUUAAGCUCCUCCUUCCUGAAGAGGAAUUUGCCUCACAGCUUGGGUUUGACAAACCAAAAUUGGCUGAACCUAUUGUUGUCAGUUGUUUGGGUGGUAUCCGUGCUAGAACCGCUCAGUUGGCAAUGAUGGGAGUUGGCUACAAGAAUGUUAGGGUAUAUGUUGGAUCAUAUGAAGAUUGGCUGGAGAAGGGAGGGCCAGUGGAAUACCCUCAGUCAGAAACCCAGGAAGAAUGAAGUGUUCCUCUUCAAUUGAUGACCUUAGUACAGUGUAUUGGGGAAACAAACUGGAUAGGUAAUUGUAUAAUUUUUCCUACUUACAGUAUGUUAAAAAUAGUGAUAAAAUAUUUAUUUUAUAUACUGGUAUUUCAAGUAAAAGCUCCUUUCACAGGUUGUUGCAAAUACAUUAUACUGGCUAUAGACUCCAGUAUUACAGUGUUGCAGUUUGGUAUUACUGUAGUUAAUGAUUGUAAGUAUAUCUUUAAUAAAAAAUACAGACA